AUGGGGUCACAACUGGCAAACUUAGAGACAGCGACAGAGUCCCAUUUCGUGCAUGGAAUGAUACAAAACCUGGGAGGUAGUUAUGAUCCUCCGAAGUUUUGGCUGGGUGGAAACGAUAUUGUAACUGAGGGUGAAUGGAUGUGGGCUAAAACUCAUACCAAAUUUACAUACACAAACUGGGGACCAGGUCAACCUGACAACAGUCAUAAAGGACUUGGAGAAAACUGUUUAGAACUUUCAAAGAAUCAGGCUUGGAACUGGAAUGAUGAUUACUGUGAACACAGGAUAUAUUUUAUCUGUGAAAGACCAUCUGAAGAAGUGGAUAGUGGAGAAGUUGUUGGAUAAAUGAAUAAUCA
This is a messenger RNA of Mytilus trossulus (common blue mussel), 356 nucleotides long. Its product is annotated as perlucin-like. Bases 1 to 345 code for a protein of 114 amino acids. Lineage: Eukaryota; Metazoa; Mollusca; Bivalvia; Mytilida; Mytilidae. Gene Ontology annotation, molecular function: signaling receptor activity. The record is from RefSeq and is a predicted model, not a curated record. The transcript has 3 exons.